Molecule: messenger RNA, 1140 nt
Organism: Mucor velutinosus
Lineage: Eukaryota; Fungi; Mucoromycota; Mucoromycetes; Mucorales; Mucoraceae
Exons: 2
Coding region: 1-1140 (379 amino acids)
Source: RefSeq, a predicted model, not a curated record
AUGGAUUUCUAUCAUUAUCAACAACAACAGCAGCUUCUAUCUCACAUCACUGCUCACACAGCAUCCAGCAUCAAGAAACUAGAGACUAGAUUAGUGCAAUGGAACAGUUCGACCGAGAAAGAGGUAGAAUCAGACCUUGAUUUGAUUCAUUCCAUCCUCAAACAUGAUCGUGCAUGUGGCUCCUCCUAUUCCUCCGCUUGUGCAGCUCAAAUAUUUUACCCACAAUUAGCUCAAUUAGUGAUUGACCAAACUCACAAGAAAUCCAGGUUAUCAUAUUCAUUGUUGAUGUGUAUGAUUGAUCUUGCCAAGCAUGACUCGCUUACUACAUUACAAUCCAUGCAUUUCAUCUCUGUUGCGAUUCCCUUAUGGUCGCAUCACAAGAUUUACAUUUGCCGCAAAUCCAUGGAGCUAUGCUACCGUCUUGUAUCCCGUAUGCCAUCGAUAGAAGACGGCAUUGUCGAUAGAGUCAUCUCAUACACUGGCCAAUGCCGAAUGCAUAUGACUCGGCUCGAUGUAGAAAAGAUUAGAUCGCCCGACUAUACAGAAUUCUACUUUGAUGAUACACCCUCAGCCAUGGUUUGUGAUCGCAGCACUAUAAGAUGGCUCAUUCAAAUCAUCUUUGUCGUCUUGCUAAAGCAAAAUGUAGACAGCCUUGGACGUUUGAUAACAGAAAUCAAAGACUUGUGCAAGAGCAAUCACAUUUACGACUUGAAGGAAUUACUGUUUGACAUUUGUUGUGCCAAUGAUGAUGAUGCUGUUCAGCUCUUAGAUACCGUCCUGUCAAUAUACCAACAAUCACAACAACAAAAUGUAACAUUCCUGUCAACGAUAGGCAUAAACCCUCAUAGUGUCUUCCUCUAUUUCAUUCAACGGUGUGGAAAUACGCAUGAUAUCAUGGUGGAUUUGCUCUUGGAAAAUGAUUCAGAGUUCAUUGCCUAUUUCCAUCGGUACAUCAUCUAUGCCACUCAACACAUGAACUCAUUCAAAAAGACGAGCAGUGAUCUGGGCAACGACAUUGAUAUUAUACAAACGAUUAUUGCGAAUGUGUUGCUUGUAUUAGAAGGGGAUGGGUUUCCGUACAAUGCAAAACCAUUGAUUCGACGUCUGUCAGUCUUUGAAGAGAAGCUAUUUAAGGAUUGA